Molecule: messenger RNA, 2383 nt
Organism: Daucus carota subsp. sativus
Lineage: Eukaryota; Viridiplantae; Streptophyta; Magnoliopsida; Apiales; Apiaceae
Exons: 14
Coding region: 133-2208 (691 amino acids)
Biological process (GO): tRNA transcription by RNA polymerase III
Cellular component (GO): nucleus; RNA polymerase III complex
Source: RefSeq, a predicted model, not a curated record
CACAAUUAUUAUUUCCCUGUUAUUACCGUUCUUACUUCUUUCCAAUUUUCAACUCGGUUAAGCUCUCGCAGCUCUGCUCUGCUCUCUCUGUAUGAAAAGCUCAAGUUACGUCUAGUAAGGUAAACAAGAGCCAUGGACAUGGACCUGGACGAACUUGACGAUCUGGGCCGGGCUCCAUCAAGGUCUACCAGAUUUGCCCCUAAGAACUCUAAAUUUAAACCCAAACCUAAAAUCAAACCACUAAAACCAAAAUUGGAUACCAGUUCUGUUCUGCCUUCAACAAAGAAGGAAUUAGCAGAGCCAUUAAUAACAGCUACUGAUUCUGGAAAUAUAGUUAAGGUAGAAAUGGAAUCAUCCUGUACAACCGCUUCCAACAGAGAUGAUAUUGUAAAAAUGGACACUGACUUGAAGACUGAAGGGAACCUGCCAGAAGAUCCAAUGGAAGAAGACAAUCACAAAGACGAAGAUCAGAUUGUUCGAGAAAUUGAUGUAUUCUUCACUCCAUCCUUGGACUCCAAGUCUCUGCUUUACGUUAUGCAAUAUCCAUUAAAGCCCUGCUGGCGUCCCUACGAACUGGAUGAACAAUGUGAAGAGGUAAGAGUGAAACCAACGUCCUCUGAAGUUGAGAUUGAUUUAACAGUGGAUCUUGAUUCGAAGAAUUACGACCCUGAUUCAAAUAGCGGAGUGAAGAUGACAAAGCAGAUUUUGUCAUCUUCAUGGAAGUUACCUUGUAGGAGUGGAUACGCAGUUGGAGUUUUAAAAGGAAAUAAGUUGCACCUGAAUCCUGUGAAUGCAGCAGUCCAGCUCCGGCCAUCCAUGCAACAUUUUGGAUCUGGGGCGUCAAGAAAGAAACAUAUGGUACGUCAUGACGAGGGUGAAGUUAAGGAAGGAAAAUCUGCUGGACCAUCAAAGAAACAGAACAAGCAGACAGAGGUCCUAAAUGAGGCAUUGAAAGACUUAGAAGAGAACUGGAUCCAUCUCAAGUACAAUGGUCCAACGAGUGAUGCUUCUAGCAGAUAUUUACAAAAAAUGGUGGGAGAAGAAGGCUCUGAGAUUGAAUUUUCAAUGAGCUCGUUUGAUUAUGUCAAUUCCUUUUGUCCCGGGACUUCAAAUCGACAAGGAGGUCCUUCUAAAAGGUAUCUGCUUUCAUUGCCGCUUGAAGAUCGCUUAAAGAUUUGGUUGUGUAAGGUAGCACCCAUUCAUCGGUUUGACGUUCUCAAGUACCUAGCUCCAAGUGAUUCUGUUGAAGAUCUUCUAGAAGUGCUGAAGAAGCUCUGUUAUUUAGUGCAAGGACUAUGGGUUCCAAAAAGUUCAUUGUUAGAACUUCAAGGGCUUGACGCUUUAGUUAGGGAUUACACCCUGUAUUUGUUUAGCAAGAGUCACUGCAUCAGUAAAAGUGAUUUACCACAAAAGAGUAAAUUGAAAAAUGCUAUGGAAAAUGUGCUCAGAGUGUUUGCUGUUCAAAGAUCGGCCUUGAGAGAUUGGAAAUUCAAGGAACCUAAAGAUAUGUCUUUUGUGCAACUUCAUCCUGAUAUUGUUAAGGAACAAGAACAAGCUUGGGAAGCUAGAGGUGAAAAGUUGAAUAUUCAAAUCUAUGGUGAACGCAGUGGACAUGGCCUGAAGAAUUCUUCAAAGACUGGUAGCACUGGUAGGCCCGUAUCCAUAGAAAAUGCUACCAAAGGCUUGCCAAAAACUUCAAUUAAAGCCCCUCCGAAAACAGCUAUAUCAGAUGAAACUCGCGAAGCACUAUUGAAGACCCUUCAGAAACUAUUCCAGAGCAACAAAGUUUGCAGCUUCCGACGCAUAUGCCAACUUCUACGGGACGUGGCAAUUUCAAAAGAUGUUCAUGCGAAAGGGGGAGCUCUUGAGAGAUCUGCAGCAACUGGUCUUGAUGCUCCUCCAGAGGAGCUUCGAGCAAUUAUUAAUCAAGUUGCUAUAGAUAUUCAUGGUGUCUAUGUUUCAAGGACAUCUACAGAGCACUCAUAUGAUGGAUUGAGGAAAACUGUUAUUGAUCUUCUUAUUGUUGAGGGGCCCAAUGCAAAGCUUAAGAAGGCUACCAUCAUGGAAGCUGCCAAAAUUGCACUGAAGAGGGAGGAAAUUCCUAUGGCCGAGUACAAUAAGGUUAUGAGUGAAUUGUGCGUAUCGCGAGGUUCCGUGUGGGUGCUCAAAAGCGGCGACGGGUCUCCAGAUGACAAGAUGCACAGCUGAGCUGACCCAGAAUCAACUGACUGUAUAUGGAUUGGGAUUGCUAUACUAAUGAAUAUAAUGUAGUUCUCAGAGUACUCUUUGUUCCAUAUGUAUGUAGGACUUGAUGAAUGGAAGCAUCAUAUAAUGUAAUGAACACAAAAUCUUCACUUCUAAUCAAUUGUUCUUUCUUUUGGAA